AUGAGUAGCGGGUUACCAGCUAGCUGGUUUACACCACAACUUCCCGCCCGCGGAGGAACAGGCCACCAAGAACGGGAGAGGCUGAAUCAGGAGCAUCGGGAGAGAAUUUCUAGAAUUUCACAGAACGAGCAUGCGCUGAGAGACGCUUUUCAGUUACGGGGAGAGGAAUGGGCCAAUGUUCCCAAUCCAAUGGCCUCAAGCCGCGAAACGCAUAGGUUCACUACCAGAACUUCCGACACUCCGUCAGUCAUUGGAGACGGGGGCGCGACGCAUGGUGACCUUAAGGCCGUCUCUGAGGGCGCCAGCUCGGAAGAAGACGUACAGAUGUCUGGAACAGAGGAGGCGCUCAAUGCUAGACUCAUUCAAAAAUUCGAAGAGCAGGCUCAAGGAAAGUUGAAUGAAUGUAUCAAAGUGAUCGAGGGGAGGAGAGACGUGUUGCUUCACUCCUUUGAGUCAGAUAACACAUUACUUCAGCAGCUACAGAGCGGAAAUCGGGAGGCUACAGACCCUGACUUUAUCUCCAGUAUAAAUAGGCUGCAGAGAAUCCGAUUGCGUGCGAUUGAGAUGGAAACGUUACAACUACAAAGAGUUAAGCUAUACUUCAAAUCCAGGUUGUCAGAGUUCAAAGUCCUUGUUCGCAACCACAUGCUGGCUAAAGCAAAUGGCGAACACACCGAAAACCCUUUAAAGGUUUGCAAGAAUAUGUUCAAAGAUUUGAAUCCGCAUUUGGCUUCAGGCAUGAAACUGGCCUUGGCAAGCAAAAAUGAUGAGCCAGGCCAGGUAAGUUUAAUGAGCUUAAAGGAUCGUCUUCCGCACGCUCUGUAUCAAGCGCCUGCUGCCUCCAAGAAAUUCCCACUGAGGCAUUUGCCCUCCGAGAUUUUAGGUCUUGUUCUCGACAGACUCUCUCAAAAGGCGGAGAUAGUUAAGCUAUUGUCAGUCUGCAAGUCAUGGGCCGAAAUAAUAGUCAAGUUGCUAUACUACAGGCCCCAUAUCAACAAGAAGUCUCAACUCGAUCUCUUUAUGAACACAAUGAGGAAGCCAGCCAGUGAAACAGUUUUUAAUUACCGGGCUAUGAUCAAAAGACUCAAUUUCUCAUUCGUUGGCGAUUACAUGACCGAUGAGCAGCUAAUUCUUUUUGUUGGCUGCCCUAAUCUUGAAAGGCUGACACUCGUCUUUUGCAAACAUAUUACGAGCUCCUCUAUAUCUGCGGUUCUACACGGUUGCAAAUACCUUCAAAGCGUUGACAUAACAGGCAUAAAAGAGGUAUCUGAUAGUAUUUUCAAUACCCUGGCUUUCCAAUGUCAACGAGUGCAAGGCUUUUACGUUCCACAAGCAAGGGAUGUAUCCUUCGCUGCAUUGCAUACUUUUGUUACACAUGCUCCACUGCUGAAGAGGGUCAAGAUAACUGCAAACGUUAACAUGAAUGACGAUCUUGUCUCACUUUUGGCUACGUUAUGUCCGCUUCUUGUUGAAGUGGAUAUAACAUCCUCACCAAAUGUUCAUGACGAAAGCCUCGUUAGGCUUUUUUGUCAACUAACGCAGCUUCGCGAGUUCAGAAUAACUCAUAAUUCCAAUAUCACAGAUAAGCUUAUGAAGGGACUGUCUCAAACUGUCAACCAUCUGCCCGCCUUAAGAUUGGUGGAUUUGUGUGAUUGUGAAAACAUUACCGACAAAAGCGUUGAAUUACUGGUCUCGCUUGCCCCAAAACUUAGAAAUGUGUUUCUGGGAAAGUGCAGCAGAAUUACGGACAAUUCUUUAGUUCAUCUCUCUCGCUUAGGCAAGAACCUACAGACUAUUCAUUUUGGACAUUGCUUUAACUUAACGGAUAAUGGUGUGAGGGUGCUUAUUCAGUCGUGUCCUAGAAUUCAAUACGUGGACUUCGCUUGCUGCACAAAUUUGACAAACCGCACGCUUUACGAACUAGCUGACUUGACGAAGCUGAAAAGAAUAGGCCUAGUGAAGUGCUCACAAAUGACAGACGAAGGUCUACUAAACAUGAUGGCGCUUCGUGGGCGAAACGAUACACUCGAGAGGGUCCAUCUUUCUUACUGCUCAAAUCUCACAAUUUACCCCAUUUAUGAGCUAUUAAUGGCUUGUCCAAAAUUGUCGCAUCUCUCGCUUACAGCUGUGCCCUCAUUUUUACGCUCUGACAUUACCGCUUUCUGUCGAGCAGCUCCAUCAGACUUCAGCGAGAACCAGAGGCAAAUUUUUUGUGUCUUUUCAGGGAAGGGUGUACACAAGUUAAGACACUAUUUGAUGAGUUUGACUGCACCAACGAAUGGCCCUCAAAGUAACGUUCGAGAGGUUUUGACAAAUUUUAUUGUGCUGAAAAACCUUAUCAAAGAUGGUGAAGAUCUCGAAGCGGGAUUACGAAGGGUCGCUAAUGAACUCAAUCAAGAAACCCCUGCAAUCUUAGCAGCAACGCAGAGUCUCACCCCACUUAAUGCGUUGAACAACAAUGAUUUUGCUUUCCAGAAUAUAAAUUUCGAGCGACUGGACGACGUGUUUUUCUCUUUGCAACGUGUGCCACAAGAUAGGAUUUUGAAUGAACAGGAUGUUGAUAGGCUCUUCCCAUUGAUUGAUGAGGGGUUCUGUGAAGAUCCAGAUUCAGAACAGUUUGCAGGCAGAGACGGAUGUGUGGCACCGGAGGCAUCAGAGGAUUUGAAUUGUGAGCUUGCCCAAAUGGUUCGUAAAUUUCACGAUUUGCAGGAACGGGUAUGCGACUUUGAGGUUAAUGUCGCCAGCAUGGUGAGGGUUCAGUUUCAAUUUGCUGGUGCAUUGCUCAAUGAAAUGACGCAUAUUUACUUCCAGAUGGUUGACCUCAAUCGUUGUAUCUCGCAAAUUCAAACUAGAGUUUACGACAUGGGAGACGAAAAGAACCUGAAAGGACUAACAAUUUGGCGCAUCAUAUGGCAAGAAAAAUUUGAGCACAUGCUAGAAAAAUAUGAACUUACUACGGUUGUUUUGAGACUUUAUCUUAGAGAUAAUGUCGCGGCACUUACAAGGCAACGCGAGCUGUUCCUAGCCAGACAAAGGGCAACUCUCGAAGCUUCAGAUAGACAGGAAAGAGACCCUGAGUCCCCACUUCCGCAAACUGACAUCGUUGCAUGGAAUUCCGAUCCUGAUGACAGAGGCAAUCCUUGGAGAAGAUUUGAGGUUCCCAACGAAAUGCGGCUAAUACAGUUUGGAUUGCGUGGCAUCCCAGUACCUUCUAACGAGCUCCCAUCAGUCCAAACUUUUUUUCCAAACAACAUAGGUCCUGCUGACACUUCGCCGGAUGAAGAUGAAUAUCUAGAGGACGCGUAA
Messenger RNA from Lachancea thermotolerans CBS 6340, 3306 nucleotides. RefSeq names its product SCF ubiquitin ligase complex subunit GRR1 (gene GRR1). Gene Ontology annotation, cellular component: SCF ubiquitin ligase complex. The record is from RefSeq and is a predicted model, not a curated record. Lineage: Eukaryota; Fungi; Ascomycota; Saccharomycetes; Saccharomycetales; Saccharomycetaceae. Gene Ontology annotation, molecular function: protein binding. The transcript has a single exon. Gene Ontology annotation, biological process: SCF-dependent proteasomal ubiquitin-dependent protein catabolic process. Bases 1 to 3306 code for a protein of 1101 amino acids.